This is a messenger RNA of Phycomyces blakesleeanus NRRL 1555(-), 513 nucleotides long. RefSeq lists its product as hypothetical. The record is from RefSeq and is a predicted model, not a curated record. The transcript is spliced from 4 exons. The coding region runs from base 1 to 513 and encodes 170 amino acids. Lineage: Eukaryota; Fungi; Mucoromycota; Mucoromycetes; Mucorales; Phycomycetaceae. Gene Ontology annotation, biological process: maturation of 5.8S rRNA.
AUGAGUGACAAUAAAGUUAAAGGAAAACAGGCUUCUAGUCGGCUAUUAGGCAUGAAGUUCAUGCAAAGAUCGAUGGAAAAGGAAUUGCAGGAAGAACAUGAGAAAGAACGGAAGCGCGUAAUUUCGGAAGCAGAAUGGACAGUGGAUUAUGACACAGGAGAGCUUCAGAAGCCAGCCAUUCGUGUAGAGUAUCAACCUAGUUUCCUCGCCUUCUCAACUACGACAACAACCGGAAGAAAGUCGUUUAAAGGAUUCAACAAAGAUAUUGAGGAAGGCGAAGUUGACAUUGAAAAGACGGAACGUUUGAAACGUGAGGAAGCAGCAGAAGAAGCGCAUUCGAUGUCAGAUAAACAGAUGCUUAACAGCAAAACAACUAUACGCUCUUUUAUGCGACCUCCCAAGAGAAAGGACACAUCUAAGGAAUCUGCAGAGUCUGAUAAUGUUGACGGUGAAAAGAAAAAGAAGAAGAAGAAGGCAAAGCUGGAAAACCAGGGAUUUAUCAGACCUAAAUAG